Saccharomycodes ludwigii is the source of this 2010-nucleotide messenger RNA. It is a transcript of the gene GAT2, whose product is annotated as Gat2p. Gene Ontology annotation, molecular function: zinc ion binding; sequence-specific DNA binding. Gene Ontology annotation, biological process: regulation of DNA-templated transcription. The record is from RefSeq and is a predicted model, not a curated record. The coding region runs from base 1 to 2010 and encodes 669 amino acids. NCBI's taxonomy places the organism in Eukaryota, Fungi, Ascomycota, Saccharomycetes, Saccharomycodales, Saccharomycodaceae. The transcript has a single exon.
AUGAUUAGAAUACCUACUGAUGCUAGUUCUAUUAACAGUAGCAAUAUUGGUGAUACCAUUAAUGUUAAUCAUACUGCUAAUAACAACAGCAGAGUGAUGACUAAUAUUUCUGGCACUGCUUCUAGCAUUAAUACCUGUCUUAUUCCAAGUAUUGCUGGUACAGAUAAUUAUGCUGCAAGUACUGGCACAUUUUGUACUCAACCAAACAAUUUUGAUGGUAACAAUUCUAUGAAAAACAAUGGUAUUAUAAAAUUACCCAGCAUUGCUGAAUUAUUCUCAAAUAGUAUUAAUACCAUUCAUAAUGUUAAUGAGCCACAGGUAUCUUCCUAUAAUUCCACAUUUAUUAAUUUUAGAGCGCCAAAUUAUUCUUUGGAUAGUACAAAUCCUAAAAGGUAUGCUUUUGCUAAUAGAUCCAGUGGGAAUACUGGCUUAUGUGGUAACUAUAAUAAUGAGGACUCCGGAAAUCUUUUUUUAUUUAACAAAUCUAUAUCACAACCUCUACAUAAUAUUAACAAAUACCACCAUAUUUCUGCUACUACCGUCACUGGCAAUAAACGUAUUGAGCAGGAUGUAAGUAAGAGAGAUAGAUUAGAUAACUUAUAUACGACCGUUCAAACAGUCGAAAACGGUAAAGAUUUUCAUCAAAAUCAUGCUACUACGAAGAAUAUUACGAGCCAUUCAGUACAGUGUUCUGAUUUAUACUCCAUUGGAAACGACGUAAAUGACAAUACUAUAGGUUUAGCUAAAGAUAUUGAUGAUUGCAAAAAAUGUAGAGAUGCUUUGAAUAAUUUGAGUACUUUAGUAGUGAAAUUACAAAAUUAUAAUAAGAAAUGGGAUACGAUUUUGAAUAAUGGCAAAUGUGACACUAAGAAUGGAAGCAACAACAAAAACAAAAACAGCAAAAACAACAAUCAUAACUCCCUUUACAAAUAUUUAGAUAUUCCGGAUAUCGACUAUGCUAUUGAAUUAAGCAAUUGUUAUGAAGCUAAUUUACAGAUACUAAUGGAUGUUAAAAAAAAAAACCUAAAACUUUACCCAGAUUCAGAUUUGGAGUCUUUUGCAGCCACUUCUAUUUCGUCUGGCUCUGAUUCUGCAUCUGCCUCUACUACUACUACUACUACUACUAAUUCUAGCUCUUUUCUUUAUACACCACAAAACCAAGCCCCCCAAUUAUAUGCUGGAAAGGAAAGUUGUGUUCCAAAUGAUGAGACCAAAUUUAGCUACACAGCAGAUGAUCGUAAUAACAUUAUCAUUAAUAAAAAGUAUAUUGCUCCUAAUAGCGGUAGUAAAUUUACUUUUGUUAAUCCUAUUUUUCGUAGACGGACUUUAUUUGACGCAUCCAAGACAAAUUAUCAUCAUAAUUACAAUAACUGUGAUGGAAGUUUGGUUAAUGGCUAUCACGGCACACAUAUACUCAGUCUUUCUAAUAUUUUGGCUAACACAUCCAAUUCGAAUGAAAGAUUACAUCCUCUUACAUUUAGAGAUAAACUAAACAUCGACAAUAAUGGGAAUAAUAUUAGUACUAAUGCUAAUAAUCGUGUUAGUAAUAUUAGAAUGGAAAAUAGAAAAAAAAGCAAGAACAAAGAUGAAAAGCAGUACAUUGAAAGUAAAGAUGUAAUUUUUCAGGCAGCUAAUAGAACCAAUGGUAGUUUGAGUAGGCUAGAAAAUGGACCUACUUCUUCUUUUUCUGAUGGAAGAAUUAAGAAAAGCAAAACUACAAAUAGAAGAAGGCUCUAUGGACCAAAUAUUAAUAGUAAUUCUAAGGAUGUGAAAUGUUUACAUUGCGGACAAAAUGAUACACCAGAAUGGAGAAAAGGUCCAUACGGAAGUAGGACAUUAUGCAAUGCCUGUGGAUUAUUCUAUGGCAAGUUGGUUAAAAAGUUUGGGGUUGCGAAUUCUAAUUUAUUGAUGCAUUAUAGAAGAUCUCAAAAAAUUGAGAAUAGAAGAGUUCCCAAAGCUGUUGAAAUUCCAGAAAGCUUUAUUAGCCAGUUUAGUGACAAAACAACUUAA